AUGUCUAAUCGCGGCCACUUGAUGGCUAUCAGUCGACACGGAGUUAACAGAGCAGACCAUGGACCCUUGAUGAAAUGUUCCUUUGAGGAGACGGUGGAGAUGUUGAUGGAAGCGGCAAUGUUUGGACAGGUAACUUGAUAGGAAGAUUAUCUUUCUUUUCCGGUACUAUGAAAUUUUCGAAUAUCUGACUUGAAGUCACUUCGAACUGUGUACUCCUCAUUUUGUAAUUCAUUUCUCUCUCUUUCUUUCCACCACAAAAAUUCGUCCAUUAUCUAAACUUCGCAUCCCCAAUGUCCAUUCACAGGUCGACCACUGCCGCGGUGUUUCUGAGAACUUGAUUCUCGGUCAACUGCCCAACAUCGGAACCAAUGAAUUUGAUAUCCUAGUAGACACCAACUGCUUGCAAGAGGCCAAGCCGACCUAUGAGAAACCACGCCCACCGACAGAGGACGCGGCGGAUGCCUUUAACAAGGAUAUCCAGGAUAGGUUCCACGAUCUGCAGACACCAAUAAACUUCAUGGACGACUACACAGAUGACAGUUACCGAAGAGUCAAAAACGACUCAGAAGCAAAAAGAGAAAGAGAAAAGGCGAUGGUAAAGAACUUGACUACUAUAACUUUUGCUUGCUAAUACAACGAACUUUCCUUUUUUGGACGAACAUUGUGUUGUAUGAGUAGAAAAACGAUUCUUGUUGCAUACUGGGUUAGCAAGAAAACGCGUUUGACUCAGGCGCUCAAAGCGCAGGGCUGAAGCAGGAACCUAUCUAAUCGAAUCUAAUCUAAUCACAACAAUGGACCAAACAACUUCUCAAACCACUCCAGGCUUCCUUCGGUGCCAUGGACGAAGAUGUCGAUAGACGUGGAUCUGGCGGUAUCAACUAUGCUGAGAUCCAUCAGAGACCAGGCGCUAGUGUCGGCAUCAAUCCUGCCCUUUCUCCAGAACCCGAAGGCUUUGAUGACUCACCGUUAUCGCCAUUUGCGGAUUCUGUUAGCGGUGGAUUCCACUUCGGUGGUGGCUUGAGCAGUGCUGCAAGCGAUCCAGGUAUGAGCGGCCACGCUCGCGGAUCUAGUCUCGCAGGCACAGCAGCAAGACGCGCGAAUCUACCUGGUCAGGGGAGUCUGACUGGCGCAAAUCUAGCCGACCACUUGUCGCAAGAUGGGCUUUCUAGUCGAAGUCAGAGCAGAGUAGGCCGCUCGCAGGUAAGAGCGCGCAACCGCGGAUUGAGGGCGGCUGAUGACGAUAUCGCUCUCGGUUCAGGCAACGAAGAUGGUGCGGGAUCCGACAGCGGUCUUUACAGCCCAGUCCCAGGAGUAGGAGACGGCUCUCAGCCCUUGCGCAGUGCCUACGACCGACCCUCGUCGCAACAGCGACGACCGCGACCAAAUGCACCUGGCGAGGGUAGUAGUGCGUACGGCUUUGGGGGUUUUGGCCAAGGAAGGUACACAGCUUCGAACUAUCUACAGCCGGACGAAACAGGCAGUGACGCGGGCUACACGCCAGCGCCAGGACCGGGAACAGAGCGGUCGCAAAGUAGGAGUCGAAGAGACCGAGGAUAGGGUGUGUAGAUAUAUAUGUUCUUUUAAUGAAUAUAUUUGAUACAGAGAUGAAGGUCUACUUCUAGGAGUUUCUAGGAGUAGAUCAUCUAGAUGAAGAUGGAAAUAGCACACAGAUAGAAUUUUUUAAUAUCCUUGUUACAUAUAAUACUUUUUCAGAACGAGAACGCUUUCAAGGUUGGUUCUUUGCGCUCAAGAGUCGACUUUAGUAUCACAAGUUUACACUCUAAAGUCACCUCUUUAAAUGGAUACCAAAACUCGCUCUAUAAGCCAAAACUCGCGUUGUUUCAAAACCUUUCUAACUUUGAUGAAUAACGCAGAAACGAUUUCUUCUAGAUAGGGAAGAUGCUUGAGGGAUGCUCACACGUGCGUAGAGAAGGUAGCGUUUCGAUUUCUUAGUUUGUUUCGUUUGUUGCACGAUGGCCAGUGCAAUUAUGAGUCCUUUAAUGUAUGAUAAGUCGUAGCACAUACAGCAAGAACGAAAUGGGUAAUAUAUCUCGCAUAAAGACGAAGAUGAUUGAACAAGAUGGUAAUUACACAUAUAUCAAUACUAGGGAGUCAUUAGAUAGGUGAAUGAAUCUCCCCAGAAAAUUCUAUUCUCUUUUGAACUUUGACAAGAGGGAUCCUAAAAAACAUCCUCACGACAACAAAAGUCACCAAAUCAUUUUAUCAAAGCAAAAAAUAGAAAAUGAAUCUUGAUAAAUGUAAGAACGUUAUGGGGAAGAUCAUAAGAUGUAGGAGAAUACCCGGUCGUAGGGCCAAAGUUUCCCUGACUGGAGCGCGAUGCAAGUAGCCUUCAUUCGGGAAUUGCAGGAAACAAAUAACUCAGGAGCUUGUAUUCUG
Amoebophrya sp. A25 is the source of this 2397-nucleotide messenger RNA. The record is from the annotation of a GenBank genome assembly. NCBI's taxonomy places the organism in Eukaryota, Dinophyceae, Syndiniales, Amoebophryaceae.